Hippoglossus stenolepis (Pacific halibut) is the source of this 1854-nucleotide messenger RNA. It is a transcript of the gene fbxw12, whose product is annotated as F-box and WD repeat domain containing 12. NCBI's taxonomy places the organism in Eukaryota, Metazoa, Chordata, Actinopteri, Pleuronectiformes, Pleuronectidae. The record is from RefSeq and is a predicted model, not a curated record. The transcript has 10 exons. The coding region runs from base 106 to 1530 and encodes 474 amino acids. Gene Ontology annotation, molecular function: protein binding.
CACGUUUGACCCUGUGCGCUUUCCGUAGCUUGUCAAAACUUGGUGCUUGCCGUGCCCCUCAUGGAGAUUGUUGAUGAAGAAGUAUAUUAGAUUAUUGAUUUCAGUAUGGAUCCUCAUCACCCGUACCUGAUCGGGGAUUGCCUUAUUCAUAUUUACACAUUUCUAACCGAGGAGGAUUUGAUCAUAGCUUCGCAUGUGUGUAAGGACUGGCACGAAGCUGCGGACACUCCGUGGUUAUGGAGGAGGUUGUGUCUGCAGCGCUGGACCUUCUGUAACCUCACUGUGUUGGGCAGUAAACAGGUCAAUCACUCCUGGAAGACCUACUUCCUGCGACGCCGCCACCUAGAGGAGGAGAUGACGCAAGGACGGUCAGGAGGUUACAGCUGCAAAAGCCUCAGAGGACACACAGGCAGGGUGGUAGGGCUGGUGUACCUGCAGGGGAACUCAGCCCAACAUCCUGAGCUCUGGAGCAGCAGCGCCACAGUCUGCAGCGGCUCCACUGAUGGUACAGUUCGGGCAUGGAACAUCCAAAAUGGGGAGCUUGUGUGGUGCAGUCCUGUGCAGAGUCCCUUGACUGCGAUCGUAAAGGAUGAACAGCAUGACCUCGUGAUCACAGCAGACUCCACAGGCCUCAUCAAGACCUGGCAGGCCAGCAGCGGCCAGGAGGUGGCCUCGUUUCCAACUGCAUCCCCUCACUGUACAUUACUCCAGUACAGCAUCAACAACGACUGGUUUCUCACUGUGGGAACCAGUCAGGGGUCAGUGUGCACACUAGCUGAUUCAGCUUUGACUAAAAAGUCCAGCAUCAAGGUUUGGGACACGUUUAAAGUCGACGUACUCGUAGUUUCACCGAACAAGAAAUGGAUCACAGCUGGAACCAGGGACAAUGAUGAUUUAUGUCCAAAGGUGAUCUACACCGAGAGUCUAACCUCUCCGUCUGAGGACGAAGAUCCUCUGUGCCAGGCCGUGCCCGUCACCGGGUGCCAGGCAGCUGUCUUCGUACCCACCCAGCCCGCCAGACUGGCCGUCAUCCACUGCACCGGGCUCUCAACCAACAAAGCCCUCACUGUGUUCGAUGUCAGCAUUAAAAAGACAAAGUACAAGGCGGAUAUCCAGGUCCAGCAGGUGGAGUCCUUUCCCUUGACUCUGAACAAUUGGUCCUCACACAUCCUGCUGGAGGCCAGAGACAGCAACUGCUUAGUGGUGGCAGCCGACCAGCAGCUGUGGGUGUACUCUCUGAAAGGAGCCCUGCUGGCUAACUUUAAAGAGCACAUCAUGCCCAUCUCUUCGAUAUGUGUGGAUAACUUCCGUGUGGUGACGGCGUCUCAGGAUCUGUCCUUACGAGUUCUGAUGUGGACAAAUGACAGAGACAACGGGCUGAGUCUGGAGAGCAGAUACCACUUACUGGGAGGCUCGCACACCAUGUCCAGAGGGUUCACUCAUGUUGCGAGUGACUACACCAGCAUCGUGGCCUCGGUGGAAGGGAAAGAUGGGAAAGACGUCCUGAAAGCUUAUUUUUUCAACUCCUGAGCGUCACUGCUUCACAGAGACAAGCGCCUUUAUUUGCACGACCCACGGGAAGGAGGAACAUCUGCUUUUAUUACCAACUGUUCGUCAUAUACUCGUUAUUAUGGUGUUCUUUGGUAGGUCUGUGUUUACAAAAAAGAAGAGAAUGUAACUUAUAAUACAGAUAAGAAGCACUAUGUUAUGGGAAAGGCAUUGAUACGCUGUGUGAUACAAUAUGUGAAGAAAAUGUUCUAUGAUCAUGGAGCUGAGGUAUGUCACUGUUAUGGAUGAAUAUGACCAAGCUUAAGGCAUGAAGUAUUGCAAAAGUAAAUAUUCUGGUGACCUGUU